Molecule: messenger RNA, 3826 nt
Organism: Condylura cristata (star-nosed mole)
Lineage: Eukaryota; Metazoa; Chordata; Mammalia; Eulipotyphla; Talpidae
Gene: ARHGAP27
Product: Rho GTPase activating protein 27
Exons: 19
Coding region: 215-2464 (749 amino acids)
Biological process (GO): signal transduction; regulation of GTPase activity
Cellular component (GO): cytoplasm
Molecular function (GO): protein binding
Source: RefSeq, a predicted model, not a curated record
CGGACGCCGGAUCCACGCGCGCCUGCCGGGGCAAGUGGCGGCGAGCCGGCGAGCGGACGUCCCCAGCUCCUGCUGCCGGAGGUCCCGCCAGCCCUGCCCUUGGAAGCCCCGCCCAGGGAGAUGGCAGCGGCCUAACCUGCCCCACCGCGGUUCCGCCCAUCCAGCCCAUGGGCUCCCUCAGGCGCGCCCCGCCAACAGAAACGCGGCGGCCGCGAUGGCGGCGGACGUCGAGGGGGACGUGUACGUGCUGGUGGAGCACCCCUUCGAGUACACGGGCAAGGACGGGCGCCGGGUGGCCAUCCAGCCCAACGAGCGCUACCGGCUGCUGCGCCGCAGCACGGAGCACUGGUGGCACGUGCGGCGCGAGCCCGACGGCCGCCCCUUCUACCUGCCGGCGCAGUACGUGCGCGACGACUCGGACAACCUGUACGAGGCCCUCCAGGACGUGUGCGACCCGCGGGAGGAGCGCCCGGAGCAGGUGGACGACCCCCCGGGGCCGAAGCCCGAGCCGGAGCCGGUGUAUGCCAACCUCGAGAGGCAGCCACAGCCGCAGCCACAGCCGCAACCUCGGGCCACAUCCCCCGCCGCCGCUGCCGCCGCCCCCGGCCCGGUGUGGCAGACGCUCACGGACGAGGGCACCGGGCUCCCCUACUACUACAACCCAGACACGGGCGUGACGACCUGGGAGUCGCCCUUCGAAGCGGCCGAGGGUGCCACCAGCCCGGCCACCUCCCGGGCCUCGGUGGGCAGCCGCGAGAGCCUCAGCGCCGAGUGGGACCAGUACUGGGAUGAGGAGAGCCACCGGGUGUUCUUCUACAACACGCUGACGGGCGAGACGGCCUGGGAGGACGAGCAGGAGCACGUGCCCGAGGACGAGCUGGAGAUGCAGCCCCGCGACAGACAGCGCAGCUCCCAGGACGAGCGGCCCCCCACUCCUGAGACGGACUACCCCGAGUUGCCUGCCUCUUACCCCGAAGAGGACUACUCCCCCGAGGGCUCUGUAAGUGAGCCGGACCCCAGUUCUCCCUCGGCACCGCCCCCUGGCUGGUCUUGCUACGUGGACGCUGAUGGACGGACGAUCUACACCAAUCACUACACCCAAGAGCAGUGGGUGAGGCUGGAGGACCACGGGAAGCCUUACUUCUACAACCGCAGUGACGCCACUGUUCAGUGGGAGCUGCCCCAGGUCCCUGUCCCUGCCCCUCGAAGCUUCCGUAAAACUAGCCGGGAAAGUGAGAUGCCAGCACAGGCCAGCCCACCAGAGGAGAAGAACAAGACCCUGGACAAGGCAGGUGUGCUCCAUCGCACCAAGACCGUGGACAAGGGGAAGAGACUCCGGAAGAAGCACUGGAGCACCUCCUGGACGGUGCUGGAGGGAGGCGUCCUGACAUUCUUCAAGGACUCCAAGAGCUUGGUGGCAGCUGGUCUGAGGCAGCCUUCCAAGCUCUCCACCCCUGAGUACACGGUGGAUCUGAGGGGGGCCUUGCUCACCUGGGCCCCCAAAGACAAAUCCAGCAAGAAGAAUGUACUGGAGCUGCGAAGCCGAGAUGGCUCAGAGUACCUGAUCCAGCACGACUCAGAGGGCAUCAUCAGCACCUGGCACAAGGCCAUCACCCAGGGCAUCCAGGAGCUGUCGGCAGACAUGCCCCCAGAGGAGGAAAUUGAGAGAAUCUGCAUGAACUCGGGGUCCAGGGAGCGCCUGGGCAGCUGGCAGGACAAGGAGGAUGACCUGCGGUACAGUGCAGCUGCACUGGCCCUGGGCGCCGGCGGCCUGGAGAGCGACUUGAGCAAGGUCCGGCACCGGCUGCGGAAGCUGCUGCUGAGGCGGCCCACGCUGCAGUCGCUGCGGGAGAAGGGCUACAUCAGAGACCAGGUGUUCGGCUGCCCGCUGGAGGAGCUGUGUGAGCGCGAGAGGAGCCGGGUGCCGCGCUUCGUGCAGCAGUGCAUCCGCACGGUGGAGGCCCGUGGACUGGACAUCGACGGACUAUACCGCAUCAGCGGGAACCUGGCCACCAUCCAGAAGCUGCGCCAUAGGGCGGACCACGAUGAGCGUCUCGACCUGGACGAUGGGCGCUGGGAGGACGUCCACGUCAUCACCGGCGCCCUGAAGCUCUUCUUUCGGGAGCUGCCAGAGCCCCUCUUCCCCUUCUCGCACUUCCCCCAGUUCAUGGCCGCCAUCAAGCUGCAGGACCAGGCGCAGCGCAUCCGCUGUGUGCGUGACCUGGUGCGCUCGCUGCCGGCCCCCAACCACGACACGCUGCGGCUGCUCUUUCAGCACCUGUGCCGGGUGAUCGAGCACGGCGAGGAGAACCGCAUGUCGGUGCAGAGCGUGGCCAUAGUGUUCGGGCCCACGCUGCUGCGGCCCGAGACGGAGGAGACCAGCAUGCCCAUGACCAUGGUGUUCCAGAACCAGGUGGUGGAGCUCAUCCUGCAGCAGUGCGCUGACAUCUUCCAGCCCCACUGACCACGGCCCGCCUCCGCUGGCGCUGUGGACUUGGGAACGGGGCAGCCCCUGGCCCUGCCACAGGAGCUGGGCAACUGGAGGCCACGCCUGGACUCUUAUCUCUGAGGCCCUGGGCCUCCAGCCCACCUGUAGGCGGUGCGAAUUCCGCACCAUCAGUUCCAAGGGUAUGGUGACCCCUGGUGGGGCAAUUAGCAAAAUGUGAUUUUUCCUUGCAGGUCCUAUUCCUGGGUUAGCUGGAUCGUGUUCGUUGUCACAGCGCCACCUACUGUGCAUUGCCAGAAUGAGGGUGGGAGCGGGGCCCCUGGGCCGCCUCGCUGGGAGGAGGAAUCUGGGGUGAAGUCUUCCGCCCUAAACCUGCUGGCGACGGUCUUCCAGGGCCUGGCCCUGAGCUGGCCUCCAGGCAGGAACUGACAGCUUCCCUGCGGCAAAACAGAACUGAGGGCGGCCUCCAGUGUGGGCGGUAGGGGGCGCCCCCUAGCGGUUCCGGGCUGGGGGAGACAUUUAGUCUGCUGUCCUGUUUGGGGUUCCAGGCCUCUGCCCUCCCUGAUCCCUUACAUUCCAUGCAAAGAUCCUCCCCAGUCACUAAGUGUGUACCUUCUCCCUGCCAAGCGAGUUGCCCAUUGCCACACGCAACCCCAUUCUGCAGAUAGGGAAACAGGCUUGCAGACUCAGAGAACUGCUCAGGGCCCAGCUGGGUGACCUGAUGUACACUAGAGCCUCACCUCCUGGAGGCUGAAAUCAAUCCUUUCACCUACCGCCCCCUCAACCCAGCGUGGGAAAAUAGGUAAAGCAAAAGAAACUACCCGGUGCCUUCUGUCCAGAUCUGGGGGGGAAGGGGAAGGGCGGAGGUAGAGGAGAGCCUGCCCAGAGCUUCUGGGGGAGGGGCUCACACAGGCAAGAGCCUGGCCCCUCUUGGCUUGCUGGCUGUCAGGGAUGCCCACCUGGUGCCCACCUUGCCUUGAAGACAGGGAGACAGGUGGGGAUGGAGCCGCAGGGAAGGGCGCAUCCUGGGUUCAGCCGCCCCCUUUCCUCCUUGUACACAAACACCUCAGGUUAUGGGUCCUGGUCCCCACCCAUCUGUUCAUGUAUUCAACAAACAAUAAUAGUUAAUAUUUAUUGGACAUUCGCAUCAUGUCAAGCAUUUUACUUGGAUUGUCUCAUUCGUUUCUCACAGCCAGUAUUUAUUUUCUGCUGUUCUGUGCCAGGCACUGUGCCCUGGGGCAGGGCACUGCCCACACUGCCUACCCUGUGGAGCCUGCGUGUGGCCAGUGAGGCCAGCCAGGCCCUGUCUAGUGCCGGUGGGGCUGGGGGUGUGUACAGUGGAGGCCUCACACCAGCCACCAAAUAUUUAAAAGUUGAGUC